AUGGCGUCCUUUCAGCUUCCCAAGAUUGCCGCGGACGACGCGGUGUGGGGCCCGCCGGUAGGCACGAGCGCCGCGCUCGCGCUUCCGGAGGAGUUCCAGCAGAUCCCCUUUGCGCCUUUCUCGAAGAACGACCGCAUCGGCCGCAUCGCCGACUGGAACACGUCGGCCUCGACGAGCGACGACCGCAGCGCGGCGAGCACCGUGUCGGGCCGCAGCACGCGCAACACGCGCGGCGCGGCGCCGGCAUACGGCACGGGUGCGCCGGUCAACACCUUUGCGUACUUCCACGCGGAGGACGAGUCGAGCUUUAGCGUCGUCGACAACACGCGCUCUGCCGCGGCCCGCCGUGGUGCGGCGGGCGGUGCGGCGCGUGGCGGCCGUGGCGGCGCGGCGGCCGGCGGCCGCCAGGCGGCGUUUGGCCGUGGCGGUGCGGCGGCGGCGGUCGCGAGUUCGCGCGGCGGCCGUGGCGGCCGCAUGGCGCCGGCGGCCGCCGCGCAGCGCGGCGUGCGCCGCGGCGGCUACCGCGACUGGGAGCGCACCCAGCGCAAGGCGCGCGAGGCCUCAAUCACUGCUGGCCCCGACUGGGAGCAGCUCAGCGAGAUGGACUUUGCGCGCCUCAACAAGCUGCGCAUGGAGGUCGAGGCGCCGGAGGAUAUUGCGUCGUACGGUGCGCUCUUCCCGUACGACCGCACGUACGACCGCACGAGCGUGCGCUUCGAGCGCCCGCUGCAGCCCCGUGACCGCGUGCACUACAACCCCACGACGAGCGACGACCCGGUGAUCCACGAGAUCGCGGAGCGCCCCGAGAACAAGGCGCAGGUCUUUAUGACCGACUCGAUCCUUGCGCUGCUUAUGUGCUCGCCGCGCUCGGUGUACCCCUGGGACAUUGUCAUUACCAAGACAGAGGACGGCAAGAUGUUCUUUGACAAGCGUGCCAACGGUCCGUUUGACUUUGUCACCGUGAACGAAAAUGCGACCGAGCCGCCGAUCGAGCUGAACGACCCUGCGAACGGCCCGAACCCCGAGUCGAACGUGCGCGCGCGCAUCAACACGCCGAGCGCGCUCUCGCUCGAGGCGACGUUUGUCAACGAAAACUUUGGCUUCCAGGUGUGCGACGAAAAGAAGCCGGUCAAGAUGCAGCACCCCAACCCCUUCCACACCGGCGGCGCAGAGGACGGGCAGCUGGCGAGCUGUGCGUACAAGUACCGCCGCUUCAACCUCAGCACGGAUGAGGAGGACCCGGUCGAGAUGGUCGUGCGUACCGAGCUCAACGCGUACGUCGCGGGCGCCACGCCGAAGCAGCCGCCGUCGCAGUACAUCACGAUCCGCACGCUGAACGAGUUCGACCCGCGCGCGGCGGGUGCGGGCGGCGCGCCGGACUGGCGCACGCGCCUCGACCAGUCGCGCGGCGCGGUCGUCGCGACGGAGAUGAAGAACAACUCGUUCAAGCUCGCGCGCUUCACGGUGCAGAGUAUCCUCGCGGGCGCCGACAACAUGAAGCUCGGCUACAUCUCGCGUGCGAACCCGCUCGACCCGUACCGCCACGUUAUCCUGGGCACGUCGUGGUUCAAGCCCAAGGACCUCGCUGCGCAGAUGGCCUACUCGCUCGCCAACGGCUGGGGUAUUGUGCGCACGAUUGUCGACUUGGUGCGUGGCGCGCCGGCAGGCAAGUUUGUGCUGGUCAAGGACCCCAACCGCCCGAUCAUCAAGUUCUACCAGGUGCCGUUCGACUUUGAUCAGCAGGAGGACGAGGAGGAGGAGCUCGAGGCGGAAGAGGAGGAGGCCGCGGACGUGGCCGCGGACAUUGAGUAG
Molecule: messenger RNA, 1812 nt
Organism: Malassezia japonica
Lineage: Eukaryota; Fungi; Basidiomycota; Malasseziomycetes; Malasseziales; Malasseziaceae
Exons: 1
Coding region: 1-1812 (603 amino acids)
Biological process (GO): translational initiation
Cellular component (GO): eukaryotic translation initiation factor 3 complex; cytoplasm
Molecular function (GO): translation initiation factor activity
Source: RefSeq, a predicted model, not a curated record